UCCGUUCAACUUUUUAAGUUAAAAAGAAAAAAAAAAAAAAGAAAAAAAAAUUGUUGGAAGUCUGUUUGCUUUAUUACCUUCUUUAAAGAAGAGUAUGAUUCAUCUACAUCUAUGGAAAAUUGAGAAGUUCCAUUUAACUAUAGUUUUUUUCCAUGAUUAUCACUUCCUCUCUUUCUCUCUCUCUCUCUUUUUAUCGUUAAUUUCCUUUUUUAUAUUUCCUCUCUCUCUCUCUCUCUCUCUCUCUCUCUCUCUCAUCUCACAUAAAUCUGUUAGAUUUCUAAUGCAUAUACGUGUCUCAUCUUUUCACCGCGAAAUCCUCUAUAAAAAAAGAAAACAAGAUAAUCGAUUAAUCGGCAAGUUUUAUUCCAUUGUUGAGUCACGUGGUUUUCUGCACGCCGGAUGCUGGCGGUCGCAUUCAAAACGACAAAAGUGCACGGACCUACUCGAUGCUAGUUCAUUUCACGUUCGUUCAUCGUCGGAUGUGAAACGCGAAAUGUUUUAAUUGCUACGACGUUCUUAUACGUUAACGAUACUUCGUUCGUUUUGUUCCGCGUGAAGAGAAAAGAAAAAGAAAUUUUGCAAAGAAAUUAUCUAUGGGAUCUCACGUGUCUAUUCGGGAUAUGCGUUUGCUUGUUGGAUUUAUUGGAUUUUUCAAAAUGACCGUCGAUGAUACGAGAUGCAUCGGAUAUACGGAGACUGAGAAAACGUGGGAAAACAUUCGAGAGGCUCUUCUACGAAAUAGGAUCUCUCUCAAGGUUACUGCGAUACGUUUGUCCUCGAAAAAUAUGUCCGAAGUUCUUCCACUCGUCGUAUCGGACGAGAAUACGUCUGACAUCGAUCCUCGUAACAUGGUUAAUCUCGAGGUAGGGUUGCCUGGAGACACCUGGUGGUAUCGUGUAGAGAGGGAACGAUUGGCCAAAAAAUGUGAAUGGUUUCGUGCAAUGCUUAUGGGACCCAUGGCACCAGAACGAACCGAUCCUCCUCCGCUUGUAACUAUAAAACAUUUCGAAAAACGAGCGUUCGAUCAUUUUCUCAGAUAUCUCAACGACGAGCCCAUUAUCUUUCAAUCAGUAUCAACUGCAAGAGCAACACUCGAUGUAGCACAUCAAUAUCUCUGUUCGGAUCUCGCACGUUUUGCAAUAAAUUAUCUCGAAGAGAAUUUAGAUUCCUCGACCGUACUCGAAAUCUAUGAAAAUCUUAAUCUUUAUGCAAACAAUUUAUCUCCUUCUACAUCUCAAGAUAACGAUAUGGAGGAAUCAUCUAAUAGACCUUCAGCACCGCCUGCAUCUGAAGAUGAGGCUAGUGAAAUAGCUGCAGCCUGUACCGAACUUCUCCUUCGAUGUUUGAGUGUCAUCGAUGCAGAUCCUUCAACUGUACUUCUUCAAGAACGUUUCGAAGAAUUGAAUGCCAAAGAAAUUAAGGAAAUCGCGUGUCGUGAUACAUUGAGAUUACCUAACGAAGCUAUUCUUUUUGCUGCACUCGAUAGAUGGGCUGCAUCGAAUUGUAGAAAACAUGGUAUCGAACCAACAUCAUCGAACAAAAGAGCUUCCUUAUCGGAUGAAGUUUGGUAUUCUGUAAGAUACUUACUUAUGACGGAUAGGGAAUUCAUCGAUGGUCCAAUGGCCCAUGGUAUUUUAACUAGCAAAGAGUCUGCUUUUAUAUUUGCCAAAAUUCUUGGACAUCCUGGUAAAGAAGAGGCAAAUAUUUCGACGAAUAAUCCUCUUUCAAGGCUAACCAAUAAACCUAGAAUCGGGACGGUAACGUAUCAUAAUCAAAGUUGUAGUAUGUUAAAAUCAGGUAAGAAGGAACGUCAAGAUAAUAGAAAGAAUCGACGGAAAGAAUGCGCCGGUCAAGCAUGUUCCAGAAUUUGUACCUGUUUCGUACGCGUCUUAGCGUGCGUAUUCGAGUAAA
This is a messenger RNA of Vespula pensylvanica (western yellowjacket), 1911 nucleotides long. RefSeq names its product BTB/POZ domain-containing protein 6-A (gene axed). Gene Ontology annotation, biological process: neurogenesis. The record is from RefSeq and is a predicted model, not a curated record. Gene Ontology annotation, cellular component: cytosol. NCBI's taxonomy places the organism in Eukaryota, Metazoa, Arthropoda, Insecta, Hymenoptera, Vespidae. The transcript has 6 exons. Bases 594 to 1910 code for a protein of 438 amino acids.